AUGCCACUCCACGUCCUCGUCCUCUUCCUUUUCCUCGUCACCACCAUCUCUCUCACUCCUCCUCCAACGCUCUCACUCUCAACCUCGCCGCCGCCGCCGCCACGGCGGUCCUUGCCCUUAGUCGCACCGAUCCGGAAGGACAACACGACCCUCCGAUACACCCUCUCCGUUUACCUCAAGACCCCUCCCCAGCGCCUCGACCUCCUCCUCCACCUCGGCGGCCGCUUCUUCUGGGUCGACUGCUACAGAAACUACUACUCCUCCUCCACCUACCGCCACAUCCACUGCAACUCCUCCGUCUGCUACCCCUUCGACGCCGUCGGCUGCGGCUACUGCUCCGGCCCCCCGCCCAGCCCCACCUGCUCCAACGACAGCUGCCUGUACUCACCGGAGAACCCCCUCAUCCUGAAGGUCGGCCUUGAGGACGCCCUCGUUGACGCCCUCGGCCUCCCUUCCACGGACGGGUCGAGCGCGGGGCGGGUGGAGGUCGUGCCCAACUUCCUCUUCUCCUGCGCCAGGCCCGACCUGCUCGCCGAAUUCCCAAAUGGGACCUCCGGCCUCGCCGCCCUCGGGUUCUCCAACGCCUCUCUUCCCGUGCAGGUCGCUAAGGCCCGGUCCCUGCCACGGUGCUUCGCGUUGUGCCUGUCCGGGUCGCGGUCAGCGGCGGGCGUCACGUUUGUGGGCACGGUUGGGCCCUACAACUUCCUCCCCGGGAUAGACCUCUCCAAGAAUCUCUCUUAUACGCCGAUCCUCCUGAACCCACACGGAGACACCUUUGUCGUAUACGCGCCGAAACCGGCGGCUGAGUACUACGUCAACGUGACGGCUAUCAAGGUCAACGGGAAGGCCGUACCGCUGAACGCCACUCUGCUGGCGAUCGACCAGAAGAGCGGUCACGGCGGGACCCUGAUCAGCACCCUCGUGCCUUACACCACGGUCCAGACCUCCAUCUACGGGGCGGUCGCCAGGGCGUUUGCGCGGGAGGCCUCCACCGCAUUCAACCUCACUGCGACACAGCCGGUGAAGCCGUUCGGCUUGUGUUACUCCGCCAGACACAUGAAUGUCACCCGCGCAGGCCCAGCCGUGCCGGCGAUCGACCUGGUGAUGCAUGGCCAGGACGCGGUCUGGAGGCUGUUCGGGGCGAAUUCGAUGGUGAGGAUCCAGAGGAACGGGACGGACGCGUGGUGCCUGGGGCUCGUGGACGGCGGGGCCGAGUUCCGGGCGGCGAUCUUGAUCGGAGGGCACCAGAUGGAGGACAACCUGCUGCAGUUCGACCUCGGGAAGAUGAGGCUGGGGUUCAGCUCCUCGGUGCUGGUGCCGGGUACCACCUGUGCUAAUUUCAACUUUACGACCGGCAAUCAUGCGUGA
Molecule: messenger RNA, 1368 nt
Organism: Eucalyptus grandis
Lineage: Eukaryota; Viridiplantae; Streptophyta; Magnoliopsida; Myrtales; Myrtaceae
Product: probable aspartic proteinase GIP1
Exons: 1
Coding region: 1-1368 (455 amino acids)
Biological process (GO): proteolysis
Molecular function (GO): aspartic-type endopeptidase activity
Source: RefSeq, a predicted model, not a curated record